AUAGUGAAGAGAUGAGACGGUUAAGAGACGAGGAUGCGGAUGGCCUUAAACAACUCGAGGCCACACGGUUCCACCUACGAGGAUGAGAAUAAAUGGUUGUUGCAGAGAGAAGGUUUGCAGGGGCGCCAAGUGACUGAUAGUUUGAGGGAGAAGUUUAAGAAUAAACCUUGGCUACUGGAAGAUGAAACUGGCCAGUUUCAGUUCCAUGGUCACCUUGAGGGCACACAGACAGCCACAUAUUAUCUUCUAAUGCUUCAAGGAAAGGAAUUUGUUGCUAUUCCUGCUGGUUCCUGGUACAACUUUAACAAAGUGGCACAAUAUAAGCAACUCACUUUGGAGGAAGCUGAGGAAAAGAUGAACAAUAGAAGGAAAACAGCUGAUGGUUACCAGAGAUGGAUGAUGAAAGCAGCAAACAAUGGAGCUACAGCCUUUGGUGAGGUCGAGAAGUUUGACAAUCGGGAAGGUGCAGCUGGUGGUGGGAGGGGGCGCAAAAAAACUACAGGGGAUGAUGAUGAAGCCAAUGCUUCUGAUAGAGGAGAAGAAGAUGAAGAUGAAGAGUCGGCAAGAAGAAGCAGGUUGGGUCUCAACAAGAAAAGUGGGGAUGAUGAUGAAGGUCUAAGAGGUGGUGACCUUGACUUUGAUGAUGACGAUAUUGAGAAGGGUGAUGAUUGGGAGCAUGAAGAAAUUUUCACAGACGACGAUGAAGCAGUUGGAAUUGAUCCUGAGGAAAGGGAAGAUUUGGCCCCCGAGAUCCCUGCACCUCCAGAAAUUAAGCAGGAUGAUGAGGAUGAGGAUGAAGCUGAUGAAGAAGAUAAGGAGGGAGGGCUCAGUAAAUCUGGAAAAGAGCUGAAGAAGCUUCUUGGACGAGCAAAUGGGCUGAAUGAUUCUGAUUCAGAGGAUGACGACGACGACGAUGAUGAUGCGGACGAUGAUAUAUCUCCUGGUCUCACCCCAAAAAAGGAAGCUCCAAAAGAAGAGCCGGUUCAUAACAACACUCCCCUUAAAGCAACAAAUUCUACAGCUGGUCGUGGGACACCACCUACUUCAAAAUCGUCCAAGGGGAAAAGAAAAGUUAGCAAUGAGGACUUAAAAACACCUAAUAGUUCACCUUUAAAGAAAGUUAAACCAGAAAAUGAAACAAAAGUUAUAAAAGACGAGAAUGUUUCAUCCUCAAAAGGCGUUGCUCAUCCUAAAGGUGCAACGCCACCUGCAUCAUCAAAAAGUGUGCCAGCACCAGCGACUGGACCAGUUACUGAAGAUGAAAUUAGGGCUGUUCUACUGCCUAAGACGCCAGUGACCACUAAGGAUCUUCUGGCUAAAUUCAGAUCCAGACUGAAGACGAAAGAGGAAAAGGAUGCGUUUUCAGGUAUAAUGAAAAGGAUAUCAAAGAUCCAAAAGACCAAUGGUGCAACAAACUACGUAGUUCUAAGAGAUAAUUUGUCGUAACGUCUUAACUAGAGAAUCGUUUCCUGUUUCCGACACAAUAAAUGUGACCACCGAGGCUGAGAUUGCAGCCCAUUUUCGGCCUAAUAUCCGGCUCGUGCCGUUCAGGAAAUGAGAAAAUAUAGUGGAUU
Molecule: messenger RNA, 1574 nt
Organism: Salvia splendens (bonfire salvia)
Lineage: Eukaryota; Viridiplantae; Streptophyta; Magnoliopsida; Lamiales; Lamiaceae
Product: transcription initiation factor IIF subunit alpha-like
Exons: 8
Coding region: 34-1446 (470 amino acids)
Biological process (GO): transcription initiation at RNA polymerase II promoter; positive regulation of transcription elongation by RNA polymerase II
Cellular component (GO): nucleus; transcription factor TFIIF complex
Molecular function (GO): DNA binding; RNA polymerase II general transcription initiation factor activity; TFIIF-class transcription factor complex binding
Source: RefSeq, a predicted model, not a curated record